AGUUGCAGAUAAAGCAAAAGUGAAUUGAGAGAGAGAGGGGGAAACAAAAACAUGUAAGAGAACGGAGAAGAGAAACUGUGUGUUGUGGUCUUGAGUGAUAUAUAUAUAUAUAUAUAUAUAUAUAGAGAGAGAGAGAGAGAGAGAGAGAGAGUGUAAUUACGAUACUCGCCUGAAAAUGAUGACCGGAAUGGUACACGACCAGAAUCUGGAGAAGCAGAUAGAGAAACAGAUGGGUUGUAUGUCUGGUUUUCUCCAGCUCUUCGAUCGCCACCAGAUGAUGACCGGAAAACGAUUGUAUGCCACCAAGAGACUGCCUCCGACGGUGGCGACUGAUUCUACGUCAGAGUCGGAGAAGUCCGUUGGAUCUCCGGCGAUUUCGAGAGAGCUUGAAAAACCGCAGCAAACGAGAGCAAUGACUGCACCUAGUCCAGACCGAUUGAAACCGUCGCCGGUGAUGGAGCUCCGAUCGCCGGUGAAGGAGAUUCAGACUCCUGCGGAGAUUCCGGCGAAAUCACCGCUUCCUCUUCCGGUAUUCGAAUUGAAGGAAGGAACGAGGUCUUCGUGGAAGUUCUGCAAAGAAGCUCCGAGACUUUCUCUUGACAGCAGAGCCACUGUGGACGCGAAGGGAGGGCUUUACCCGAGGGAGAUCCGAACAAACGCUGCGAUUCUAUCAGCGAAUCGAUGCGACAACUCCGGAGAUGCAUCCGGCGGUGACGGCGACGACAAGCACCGCCGGUCGCCGAGCGUCAUCGCCAGACUCAUGGGACUCGAACCGUUGCCGCAGCAUUCAGAUCCAGAACCGGUGAAGAAAGCCGAGCUGCGAAGAUCUGCGUCGGAGUCCAGAGUUUCAAGAGAUUUGUUUCAGUCUCGCUUCAUCGACGGUAACAAUUACCAGCUAAAGCAAACGAACCACUCGCAUUCUCUUUCCAAGUUACCAAACAAUGCGACAACAAUGGAAAACAACGCAACCAAAUCGAAUGUCAGGCUCGUAGAUCCAAUGGAGUACUCUUCCAAAAAUGCCAAGUCUGUUUCAGCAAAGGCCUCGCACAGAGGCGCGGUUGGAUCGCCAUGGAAGUCACAUCAGCAACGAAAGAGCUUCUUCGAUUCAGAGGACUUCUUCCCGGAGCCAAAGCAACCGGUCUCAAUCUACGGAGAGAUUGAGAGGAGGUUGAAGAUGAGAGGAAUCGAUGAGCCAUCCAAGGAUCUAGACACCUUAAAGCAAAUCCUCGAAGCUCUGCAACUCAAAGGGCUUCUACAUUCUAAGAAGCCUAUGCCUACAGAACAAAUCAGCCGCAGAAACUUCGUGUACGAUCCUCGGAAUUUCUCAUCCGACGAAUCUUCAAUUGUCGUGAUAAGGCCAUCAAGAUCACCAAUUAACAGAAGAUUCGGGAACGAAUCGCCUCCUUCCAGUUACAGAUGCAGAGCCGGUGUUCGCCGGAAUGUUAACCUCGCCGGAGAAAGCCUAAGUCCGCAGCGAAAUCGGCCGGACAUUGAUCGGAGUUUGCAGAAUCAACCGACACCUAGAAAUUCUUGCUCGCCGACUCGGAGCGAGAGUAAUGCGAAGGGUCCAAAUUCUCCUCUCAGAAGAAAACCAUUGAACGUUGAAACACAGAGGAAGCCAAACGAGUCUGUAGAACAGCAACGAAGAGUCUCUCAGCUUCAUUCCCCAAAACUUAGCCCUAGAAGAAGCGUAUCAAAUCAGACGAACACAAGCCAAUCACCAAGACACAAGAAACCAACGGCUGAGAUUCAUCAUCCAAAGGAGAAGCUUGCUAUUGUGACAGAGGAUGAAUCAUCCUCUGUUUCCGAGAGCAGUGCUGAUACAGAGAGAUCGAAAAUGGAGGAAUACAAAGAAGGGAGGAGUUUAUUGGAGAGAUGUGAUAAGCUUCUUCACAGCAUUGCCGAAAUGACGGCGACCGAGUUGCAACCGAGUCCGGUAUCGGUGCUCGACUCGUCGUUUUACAAGGACGAGUCGUCGUCUUCUCCAUCGCCUGUCAUGAAACGCAGCAUUGAUUUCAAAGAUCAAGCAGGGGAGUGGGAAGAGGAGGUCUGGAGCCCGGCAAUCUCACCCGUUGGAUCAAAAUCCGAUGAGAAAUCAGACGACUGUGAUUUCGUAUACAUCUCAGAGAUCCUUCGUGCUUCCAAUUACCUUCCUGAAGACGCAGACGUCUUUCUACUAGUAGAGAAGCAACAGUGUCUCAAAGGAAAGGACACUUCCCCAGUCUCCAGACUCCAAAGGAGGCUAAUUUUCGACACAAUCAAUGAAAUUGUUGAACGGAACAGCCAGUUGCCGCCAUGGAAAGCCCUCUCGUGGGCAAAUUCCGGCACCAGAAAGCCUAGUUUGAAUCAAAUAUGGUCCGAAUUCCAGAGAAUCCGCGAACGUGACAGUGCGGAAGAAUUGUUUGAGAUCAUAUGCGGGGUGCUGCGGAAGGACCUAGCCGGAGACGGAGUCAACGGAUGGGGAGAUUGUCCGGUGGAGAUGUCCGAGGCGGUGUUGGACAUCGAACGGCUGAUAUUCAAGGAUCUGGUGGGCGAAACAAUCCGGGAUCUCGCGGCUUUUGCCGGGAAAAGCAUGGUCGCUGUGCCGCGUAGGAAGUUGGUUUUCUAAAACAGGGGGAGGGAGAUUAAGGGUUAUCUUUGGCGCGCUUUCUUUUUUUUUUUAAAAAAAAAUGUUAUGUUUUUUCUCACUUUUUUUUUUAAUUAAAAGAAAAAUGGGAAAUGUAGGGGAAUCGAAGGUGACUUUUGAAGAUCCAUAAAAGUUGGGAUUGGAAAAUAUUUAUGCAGUGUAUGUGAGAUUGGAAGCACUAAAUUAUAGUGUUGUCAAUCAAGUAAAAUAUUGGAAAAAGAUGAAAGUGACUAAAUUUGGGGCA
Molecule: messenger RNA, 2870 nt
Organism: Cornus florida
Lineage: Eukaryota; Viridiplantae; Streptophyta; Magnoliopsida; Cornales; Cornaceae
Product: protein LONGIFOLIA 1
Exons: 4
Coding region: 176-2608 (810 amino acids)
Biological process (GO): regulation of monopolar cell growth
Source: RefSeq, a predicted model, not a curated record